AUGGAAGGAGAAGGUGAUGGUACAGUUCAGACAGAGGAUGGCCAUAUGAGGAUGGAAGGGGCUGAUGGUGGGUCAGGUCCUACGUAUACCAUCUCUAAGGAAGAUGGCACAGCACAUGGCACAGAAGGCAACACUACACCAUCUCCAGAGGAAGGUGUCCAGAUAAAUGAUGAAGAGUCAGUAGCUUCCACCGAGACAACCCUGACUACAAAGGCAGACAGGGAAGUAAGAGAGUUGAUGAAAUCUGUUAUUGACUCUUCUGAAUCCAUUGAGGACCAGUCAAGCUUCACUCAGGAUGGUAGUGAGGCAACAGAGAUACACAUACCAGAUCUGGAUAUUAGCUUUGACCAGUCAGAAACUGGUUCUGUUAUUUUGGGACAAAACAUUAACCAAUCAGAGAAUGAUUCAGUCAUUGAAGGUGUUGUAGGUCAAUCAGAAAAUUGUGGGUUAGAGAUAGAAAGUGUUGAUCAAUCAGAUAAUGGGUCUGUUGUGGAAACAGUACCAAUCAUUUCACAGGGAGCCAACCGUAUCAGUGUCAACAAUGAAUCUGAUUCUCAGGAAGAUGAAUUAGAUUCUACAAGUACAAACUUUGCUGAUAAUCCAGAAGACAAUAAUUAUAAGUUUCCAACUUCAGACCAGUCAGAUUCAAGUCCCAGAGAUAACAGUAAUCCAGAAGAGUAUGGUCAGUUGAUUCAUAAAGAAUCUGUGUCACCUGUAUUAAUUACAUCACAACCUGAUGGUACUGUUUCUCCCAGGUUACAGGUUCAAGAUGGCAACAUCUCUCAAGAAAAAUCCUUGCAAGAGAAAUCUGAAGAUGGUAAUAUUUUCCCGGCUUUUCCUGAGGAAGAGGUGUCAAAAGACGGUACAUUGUCUGAUGUUCAGUUACAUGAGAUGUCGGAAAAAGGAUCACCAUUAAGUUUACAGUCACAGCAACAAGGCCAAGUUGGACAAGAUGAUCAACAGAGUCUGAAUUCUGUGUCAAGCACACAACUAGAGGAAUAUGAUAGUAUGAACUCUUUUAACCAAUACACGGAGCAGAAAAAUGAGGACCAAGUAAGUCCAGAGACAGAUGAAGGUCAAUCUUCAGAUGGAAAUACCCAACCAGACAUGACAGCCAAUUUGUAUAUUACUAGUGAAACCAAAGAUGGUGAUGAUGACCAAGCUGGUGACAUUGAGGAAAGAAGAAAGGAAGAAAGCAAAGAAGUGGCCGAUGAAUCUGAAGAAGAGGAUUCUAGUCAGUUUGCUCAGCUAAUUGUUCAACAUGUUCUAGGCCAUGCAGUAUCCUCUUUCAAUGAAAGUGACACUUCACUUCAUGAUGAUACAACCGAUGCUGGUUCACAGAUAUCUUUGCCUACAGAUGUAGGUGUAAAACCCACAAUUGAUAACAGUGUGCCCCAGUAUCAUCAAGCUACUAAUAUACACGGAGACAUCAAAGCUACAAUUAAUGGUGGGACAUCACCCCCAAUGUAUCAGGCUACAGGUACAGAGGACAGGUCACUGGACCAGAGUGGUGGGCAACAAAUUACCAGGAGUCUUGCAGACUUUCAGAUCGAUAAUAGUACAUACCUGGAAGAUUCAUCAGGAGGUAGUGGGUUGGAACUUCUUAAAAGAUCUAAUAUUACUUUGGAUUCAGAGAUGGAAAAUGAAACAUUUGAUAUUUCCAUGGUUUCUGGUGAAAGUACCCAGACAGACAACCCAGAAGGCAUUGUUAUUUGUGGGAAGGGAACUCAGAAGUAUACUGUUGAGGAUACAAUGUCCGACACAGAUUGUUGUGGACCACACAGCAAGUUAGCUCCCUUGGCAGCAUAUCCUGAAUUUCCUGAAAACUAUGGUAAUUAUAAAGUGUGUAGAACGGUGGGACCAAAUGAAAAAGAGUGUUUAAUUUUGGAAACAGGGGAAAAUGUCACCUGUAAGAAGAACAGCAAAAUUCCAAAAACUUUCAGUGUUAGACAAACGGAUAAAGGUAAUGGUAAGGAAUUUGUGUCGCAGCCUCUGAAUGCUGACCAGUCCUCUCACAGUUCUCAUAGCUCAAUGCUUUCUGAUAGCUCCAGAAAUCAUAAAUCUUUCCCUGAAAAAGGCAGUGUCCCUGUGUACACUUCUAUACCUAGAGAGGAAGAGGAAGUGAACAAACAUCCAAUGUUUACAGAGGUCUGA
This is a messenger RNA of Pecten maximus, 2154 nucleotides long. RefSeq names its product dentin sialophosphoprotein-like. Lineage: Eukaryota; Metazoa; Mollusca; Bivalvia; Pectinida; Pectinidae. The transcript has 2 exons. The record is from RefSeq and is a predicted model, not a curated record. Bases 1 to 2154 code for a protein of 717 amino acids.